GCCAUGAUGGUUUUGUGUGUCUGUGUGUGUGCGCGAAGAUGUGUGCAUCAGUAUGCGCGAAUGAGUGAGUGAAUGCGAAAGAGGAGGAGAGAAUGAGAGAGACGGGAGGAGGGGGCCCCGCCAGGACCGUGGAGCCUCGCUCUCUCCUCUUGGAGGAGUUGUGGCGGGGUCUGAAGCCCACUCCCCCAUUUGCCAACCUCAAGGGGGGUGGGUGGGUUUAAAAAAAACCCUUAUGUGGGAGGAGGGACAGCCGGGCAGCGCAGAGCCCCCUUGAGGGAAGGAGCAGAGGAAGGGGUGGGGGGCACCAGCCUCUCUCUCUCUCUCUCUUAGGAGGGGAGGGGAGGGGGAGAGCCCCAAUCCCGCAGGGGGAACAGACCCCCUCCUCAAAAUAUACCCCCCUUGGCAUUGCUUUGGAGAGGGUGCCGGGUUGGGAGGGGGGACUCUUUCUGAGUGGAGGGUGGGGAGGCGGACCACCCAUGCCCUAGAUGAGCCCUUAAUUCAAAAGGAGGGAAGGGGCUGUGAGCUGAUCAUUGGGGAGGGGGUGCAGCUCCAGACUCCCCUCCUCCCCUUCCUGCUGCAAAGUGAAGGGAGAUGUAGUUGGAGGGAGAAGCCAGAAAGGGCAGAGCCCCCUCCUCCUCCUCCUCCUCCUCCUCCUCUUCUUCCACCUCCAGCGAGAGCGAGGGGAGUGGUCUUGCCUGCAUUUGAAAAGGGGAGGGUGGGUGUUCAGGCAACUGAGGAAAAUCUCAGUGGUGGGCAGAAGAGGAGGAGGAGUCAAGAGGGAGCCAGGAGGGCUAGAGGGGGGGUUGCACCCGCCUAGGGAAUGCCAAGGAUCUAAUCCCAAAUUAGGGGUGCAGGAGGUGUCCCCCCCCUCCCCAAUAGGUGUGUGUGUGUGUGUAUGUGUGUGUAUGGCACAGCGUGUGAGCUCCCUCUCUGAUUACUGCACGGUGGGGAGAGGUAGGGUGGGGGGAGAACUCUUCUCACAUAUCAUUCCCUUGUUUUCUCCCAAGGGCAAAGCAGGAAAUAGUGGAUAGAACUGGAGAGGGGGAGAGAGGUGUUUGUGUGAGUGUGUGUGUGUGUGUGUGUGUGUGUAGGGGGGGCACCGCUGCUAUGAAUUUGUAAUAGCCUCUUUGGGGAGAUUGGCCCGCCCCUCUUCCCCUUUUUCCACCCCACUCCUCAUUUUUUGUUGGAGGGGGGGUGACUCGGAGCCGCACGCAAACACAGAUCCUUCAGCAACUGGCUGGAUCUCCUCUCUCUCUCUCUCUCUCUGCCUUCUCUCUCCCCCACCCCUCACUUCCCACCAUGACAACAAAUCUAGCAUUAGAAUCGCCAUCCACCCCAUGGCCACACAGCAGGCUGCUGAUGGAUGGGGAAGAGUCUUUGGUGCCUAGAUGUGCUUCCCAAAGCCCAGAGAGUAGCUGAAGCGGGACAUAGCCAAUGUCGUCCAGCAAAGGGGCAGGGGCUGGAGCUCGCCGGCGGCGGACGCGGUGCCGGAAGUGUAAAGCGUGCCUGCGAUCAGAGUGUGGGGAGUGCCAUUUCUGUAAGGACAUGAAGAAGUUUGGGGGUCCUGGACGCAUGAAGCAGUCCUGCCUGCAGAGGCAGUGCACAGCGCCAGUUCUACCUCACACGGCCGUGUGCCUGGUCUGUGGGGAGGCCGGGAAAGAGGACACCGUAGAGGGUGAAGAGGAGAAGUUCAACCUGUCACUCAUGGAGUGCACCAUUUGCAACGAGAUUGUGCAUCCAGGCUGCUUGAAGAUGGGAAUCGCUGAAGGGGUCAUCAACAACGAAAUUCCAAACUGCUGGGAAUGCCCCAAGUGCAAGAGGGAAGGCAAAUCAAUGAAAGAUUCAGGGGACGGCACAGGGAAGCGGCGUUCGGAUAAUGGUGAGGAAGGGGUCCGGUGGAAGCUGACUGAUGAGCCUGCUCAGAACAAGAAGAAGUUGCCACCAGCACCGCCUUUGCCCCCACCGCCCUCCGAGGAGAGUCCGGUCCAGAUGAGUGCUCACAAGCGCAAAAAGGAGCUCCCAGCCCCCGAGACGGGACCCAAGAAGAAGUUGAAAGGUACCCGGGAAAAACAUUUGAAAAAGGGAGCCGAGCAACCGCUUGAUGGAAACAAAUUGGAUUCCAUGCAGACCUGGAGUCGCAUGGGUGGUGGUGACUUUGAGGUGAAGGGGGCCAUCUCCCACCCGUCUAUUCACCUGAGCCAGAUCACAGCCAGUGACUUAGAGAAACCAAAGGGACCACCGGGGCCUUUGGAGCCCUCCGCCCAGACAGACAAGUCCCAUCAGCGGGAGAAGUUGGAGCGCUUCAAGCAGAUGUGCCAGAUGUUGGAGCGGGUGAAGAACAGCAGCAGUUCCAGUUCCAGUUCAGACUCGGAUUCUGACACGGAUUCACGGGGCUCCGACGGUUCCAGCGGAGGGGUGUCGAGCCGAGCCAACUCCCCAACCACCCGUUCGCAGCGCUUGGCAGCCCUGGGCUUCAGUGCCAGUGAGGACGAGGAGGACGAGGAGGACGAGGAAGAGGAGGGAGGGCGGCGCAACGGCAGCUCGGAGACGACGCGUAAUGGGAAGCAGCCCAAAGCUCGGGGGAACUCUCAGGAGAAGGAGAACAAUCAUCGCCCGUCCAGCAGGGGGAGCGAGCGGGCCAAGCAGCAGGCGGGAGGCCGGAAAGCCGGCCGGCCCGCUGGACAGACGGGACUCCGCAUGGUAGCCCGGACUCAGUUUCUGAACUGGCCUUUGGUGCCAUCCCCUCCCAAGCCGCUACUGCAGCUGGAGAGGCACGUGAUCCGGCCUCCCCCGGACAGCCCUGAACCCGACUCCCUGCCCUUGGACAGCGGUUCUGACCAUAUCGUGCAGCGGGACAUUUGGUUGGCCGUCUUCCAGUACCUCAGCUAUCGGGAGCUUUGCGUUUGCAUGAGGGUGUGCCGGACAUGGAGCCGUUGGUGCUGUGACAAGAGGCUUUGGACGUACAUUGAUUUGAGCCAUCGGAAAUCUAUCACUCCCUCCAUGCUGAGCGGAAUCAUCCGAAGACAGCCAGCCAGUCUUGAUCUGAGCUGGACCAACAUCUCCAAGAAGCAGCUAAUGUGGCUCCUGAACAGGUUGCAAGGCCUUAAGGAGCUCAUCCUAACAGGCUGCUCUUGGUGCUCCGUGUCGGCCCUCGGCACCGCCAACUUCCCCUCCCUACAGCUCCUAGAUUUGCGUUGGAUUGAGGAUGUCAAGGAUUCUCACCUCCGCGAGCUGCUCUUGCCUGCCACAGAUGCCAAGCCUGGCCAGACAGAAAGCCGGGGCCGGCUCCAGAAUGUCUCUGAACUACGGCUCUCCGGCCUGGACAUCACAGACGCAUCUCUGCGCUUGGUAAUCCGGCACACCCCUCAGCUUGCCAAACUGGACCUGAGCCACUGCAACCAUGUAGGUGACCAGUCUGUUAACCUGCUGACCGCUGCUAAUUCUCCACUCCGAGAGACCCUCGCUGAACUCAACCUCACCGGAUGUAACCGGCUGACGGAUCAGUGUCUGCCCCUUUUCCGCCGCUGUCCACGCCUCUCCCGUAUUGACCUCCGUUCCUGUCACCACAUCACGACAGAGGCCUGUGCCCGAUUUGCCGAGGACUCGGUCUCCAACAGCAACGCUGUGCCCCCCGCCCCCGGCGCACCCUCACCUCCUUUUCGUUGCCCCGAGGAGAAAUUGCUGCUGAAGGACAGCUAAUACUCGCCCUGGGGUGGAGGCGCAGAAAGACUCAGCUUCACCAAUCCGACCGUCGGACAUGGACUCUGAGAGAACCUUUUUACUUAAAGCCAUGCACUGAACCGGAGUGGCAUCUCCACCCCCUUACUUGUGCAGCAAAGAGGGUGCCGGUGGGGGAGGGGGGAUCGUGCCCCCUUCCCCAGGCCCGGCCUGCUGAAGGCCAGGUGGCCUUUUGCUCCAUCCACUUGUUCCUGGACAGCCGCGGAGUAAGUGGGGGUCCGAGGUAGCCUUGUCGCUUUACAAUGCUGGGGAAAAUGCGUAUUCCUCCCACCAUGCACUGCGUCUCCCCCUCUUUCCCCCUCCCCCGCCUCCAAAUAUCCCUCCGUGCCACCAUUGGUACACCCCGCUAUCUCGGGGCGACAGGGGAGGGGGGGAGUUGACAUUCAGCCUUGAAAUUCUGGCUUGGGAGGAAGGCAGCUUCUUUGAUGGGGUCGGAUAUAUUACGUUUUUCCAGCCCCCGUUCCUUGCCCAAUGCAAAUGUGCACUCCAACCUCAUCGGCCCUCCCCUACCCCCCCCCUCCCACAUGCUGCCUUGAUUGUUUUUAAAGGGUGUGUGAGUGUGUGAGUGCGCGUCCUUGUCAGCCUGCCCACCCACUUCCUUUUCCUCUCUUCCCAGUUGUGCAUCUGCAGUGUGGUUUUCCAAGGGGGCCAAGCAAGGACCAGCCAGCUGAUUUCCGGAUUUCCUUUGCCCUGUCUUUUCCCACUGCUGUACCUGCUGGGGCUCCUUCCUGCCUCUCUCUACCGCUGUCUCUUUCCCACAGCACCGGACGGUCUCUGGAGCCGGCACAUCCAUUUGAUCUGCUUCCUGCAUCGGUGCCCUUUGUGCCCCUAAUUCUCUUCUCGCCCGUCCAUUGGAGGCCAGAAAGUAUCUCUAUAGGUAUCCUUCCCUUGAGAUUCUCUCCUCCUCCUCACUCUCCCUCCCAGCCGAUCCCAGUAUGCAGCUGAGGCCUCCUGGGGAUGCAGCUUUGCCAAAUGUCAUCCCCAGUGCCUCACUGGAUGCCCACACUGUGAAACACACCUGCUGCGUCCUGCACGCACAGCGUGCCUGCUGCUGUCUUGUUUACGCAUUAAACCUACAUAUGCAUGCGCUCGCAAGCCCACACAAUGUGGAUGGAAUCCCUCGCCAAAUUUUGGGCCUUUCCUCCUUUGCCAAGUUAACUUUCAUCCUACACACAGACACAAGGCGUCAGUGUGUGUCUUCGCUGCUUUUGACCAGUAUGGACUGCAAGUGGUGAUGGUGGGGGAAUAAAGAGUUUUGCUCAUGGGAGCAGAGAGGCAAGGCGGAACACUUUGUCCAAAAGAAAGGGAGUAAAGGGGAGGCACUAAACCUGUCUCACUCGGCGUGUGUUGGGAUCCUUCCUAGAGGAAAGGCCUCUAAAAAUCCACUCUCCCCUCUCCCUCCAAGCCCCCUCGGGCAACGUGUCCACUCAGCACAGUAUUUCUCAGCCAUUAAGACGUGCGGACUUCAACUCCCAGGAUUCCCCUGCUAGCAUGAAUUCUGGGAAUUGAAGUCCGCACAUCUUAAAAGUUGCUGAGGUUGAAAAAAACACAAGUCUACAGUAUUGUUUCAGGGCCCUGGGCUGUUCCUGGAGGAAAUUCCCACUCAGGCUGUUUUCAUCCCACUUUGGCAGGCUGGAUGGAUCCCGCAGCUCCUUUCAAACUCUGUUAUUCCACCUUCUGUGGAGCCGCUUUUCCACAGAGGGCUUCCCAUCACUUCUUCCUCCAAAAGCGUUCUUCCUCUCUUCGACAUGCCCGCUUUUCGACUCUGGACAGAAAAGUCCUCGCAGCUUCCCUCUCCAGUCUUCCCCUUCCUUGGUUCUUGUUAUUUUGGACCACGAGCUUUAAUAACCACUUUGGGGAGCGGGGGGGAGCGUGGCGGGAGGUCUGCCUGUGUUCCUUACCCACAGGGCCAACUACGGCUGAGCAGGAGUCGGCGGGGCCUUCUCUUAAUUCCAGCCACUCUCCGCGGCCUCCGAAUCUCAAACUUGAACCCUCCCAUCCAGCUGUUCGGGUGUGCACGUGUGUGUGUGUGUGUGUGCGCGUGCUUGGGUAUGUACGCAUGUGGGAUCCCCCUCAAAUCUCUUAUUUUCUUUUAAAGGGGGGGGAGAAAUACUGUAGAAAAGAAAAGUGGUGCAAAUCGAAUGUCCUGGGCCGAGGCAGGGUCUGCUGUCGGUCAUCUUUGCUCCUUCUGCUGGGAGGCGGGGAGCACGUUGCUCAAUGCUGCUCUCUCCGCCCCUUUGGCCACAUCCGUCUUUGGGGUCGGGUGAGGACUCGUUCCCUCUUAAAAGGUGCCCAAUUCUGUCCAUUUCGCUUUCACUUGUUCAUUUCUUCUCUCCCCCCCAUCUCUUUGUCUUCCCCAUCAUCCCAUUUUAUUUUAUUGCCGUACUUUUGUGUUACUAGAAACAACCUGGACUGGAUUGGGGAAGUGCAGCAAAAGAAACUGUUUAUCCAGUCCGGAAACCCUCCCCUCUUGGUUAGAAUGGGGUUGGGUGGGUUGUUUUUUUUGUUUUUUUUUCAAAGCCCUUCUUUUCCUCCCUUCCUCUUCUCUCCCUUCCCUCUCCCUCUCUCUGUUUUUCCUCCCUCACCCUGCCCACCAUCCUUCUCACCCUGUGCCCCGUCUGGGUUUUCAGAUGGCAUCAGACACAGGCACCGCCUUUUCUGUGUGCGUUGGGGAGGGGAGGAUGGCACGAGACUGAUUUACAAUUUGGUCACGUAUCUUCUUUUUUCUUUUUUUCCAUUUUCUUUUAAUAUAUACUUGAACGUUCAUUUAUUACUAAAGCAUUACUUGAAAAAAAAAAACGCAGCGAUAGCUUGUGGAAUCGGAGGCGAGGUUUUCGGUGUUGGGUUGUGUUUUUUUUAUUAUUAUUUUUUACGGUUCUGUUGGGUGCUUUUUUUAUUGUUUUAAGAAAAUUGGUUUCGUUGUUUCCUUUUUUAUUUUUUUAUUUUUUAUUUUUUUCCCAUUUGUCUGAAAGUCAACAAAGUAAGUCCUUCCCUCUCACUCCAUUAACCAAAGAGGGCCAAGGUAUCUUAAUUUUUUUUCUCUCUCCUCCAUCUCCAUUUCUGGAGGGUUUCUUUUAUUUUUAUUUUUUUCCCUUCUGCCUAGUAGCGUUCUGUCCUUUACUCACAACUCUUACAGAACAAGUAUUAAACAAUUUUGAGGAGUGGAGGCUUUGGGGGCUAAGCUUGGGUGGAAAUAUUGUAUAUUUGAGGGAGGGUGUCAGUGGAUCUUUUCCAGAUCUUAUGGCACUGCAUAAAUAUGUACUGUAUGGCCUGUCCUCAAUUUAGUGGUCCUGUCCGCGUCCCAUUCCCACACUCCAUGGUGCAAAACAAGGAAACUGGGCUUCAUUCCACACAACCAGCCUCCUCGUUGUUUUGGGGCCUCCACUCUUCAUUUCUCCUUCAUGUAAAAGGAGAGGUAUACACUAAGAGGGAAGAGCCAUCUAUCUACAGAUAUUUGGGGAGGGGAGGGGGGCUGCCAUGGUGAGCCUCCCAUCCUCGUCCGCUUCUCCUCUGAAGAGAGUGGCAGCAGCCAAGGGAAAUGCUCUUUUCAAGCGUAUUUUUUGAGGUUUGUUUAUUUUUUUAUCAUUGUUUUUUUUUUUAAAUGGAUGUUUUAUCUCUUGAAAAAAAAAAAGAAAAGAAAAAUACCUCAGGUUUAAAAAGAAACGGUGAAGAGUGAGAGGAAAAACGUGGGAAUGCCAUCCCAGGGUGGCAUUAUUCUUCUAAAGCAAGGGUGGGCAGUUACGGCCCUUUCACCACUUGUGAACUUCAACCCCCAUAAUCCCUGACCAAGGCAGCCAUGUUGACUCAGGAAUUCUGGGAGUUGAAGUCCACGGGUGGCGAAGGGGCCAUCGUCGCCCACUCCUGCUCUAGAUUGCUGCUUUAGGGACCGCACAUGUUGGGCGGGAAGCCCACUGCACCAGUGUGGAGAGGCAUCCGUGGCUCAGUGCUCGGGUAGAGAUGGACGCAAGUGAUCGCUCUCCCUUCCAUCGCCCUAACCCUCACCUCAGUUUUCCUCACCCAUUAUCACUCCAAAGACAGGCGCUUGUAUCAGGGUGCAGGCCCGUCUCUCGAUCCCAAUGGAAAAGGAACA
Molecule: messenger RNA, 7828 nt
Organism: Thamnophis elegans (Western terrestrial garter snake)
Lineage: Eukaryota; Metazoa; Chordata; Lepidosauria; Squamata; Natricidae
Gene: FBXL19
Product: F-box and leucine rich repeat protein 19
Exons: 13
Coding region: 1435-3699 (754 amino acids)
Biological process (GO): protein demethylation; regulation of transcription by RNA polymerase II
Molecular function (GO): histone demethylase activity; zinc ion binding; transcription coregulator activity
Source: RefSeq, a predicted model, not a curated record